Messenger RNA from Lactuca saligna, 411 nucleotides. The record is from the annotation of a GenBank genome assembly. NCBI's taxonomy places the organism in Eukaryota, Viridiplantae, Streptophyta, Magnoliopsida, Asterales, Asteraceae.
AUGAGUGUAUCUGUUGGACAAUACCAAAGAGCAAGGGCUACUGCAAUAGAGAUGAUAGAAGGGAAGUUAGAAGACCACUAUACCAAGGUUUGGGACUAUGCAGUUGCAAUUAGGGACUUCUACAAGCUGUGGCAAACCUACUCAUCUAUGUUGAGCAUAUACAAUGUUGUAGAAGUAGAGGCUGAGGAAGAAGAAGUGGAAGGAGAAGUUGGAGAAAUGGAGGCUGAGGAAGAACAAGUUAAAGAGAGAGAGGUUGGAGCAAGAGUAGUACCCUUGGAUCCUGGUUCUUACAAUAUCCUUUGGGAGAAAAAGAGGAUUCCGUCUGAAAGAAUUAGGAAAUUGAAGCUCAAGAAAGUGGUCCAAGAUGCUAAUGGUGGUGGUUCUACCAAAACCCCUUGGGUUUUAGAUUAA